This is a messenger RNA of Apis laboriosa (Himalayan honeybee), 13537 nucleotides long. Its product is annotated as basement membrane-specific heparan sulfate proteoglycan core protein-like. NCBI's taxonomy places the organism in Eukaryota, Metazoa, Arthropoda, Insecta, Hymenoptera, Apidae. The transcript is spliced from 41 exons. The record is from RefSeq and is a predicted model, not a curated record. Bases 2660 to 12721 code for a protein of 3353 amino acids. Gene Ontology annotation, cellular component: plasma membrane. Gene Ontology annotation, molecular function: calcium ion binding; protein binding.
AAGUACAUUCUUGGAAAAGAUAAUAGGUAAUUAAUAGAUAAUUAAUAUAUAGGUAAUUAUGUAAUAAUAAGUAUGAUAUUUUGUUUCGUUUACGUAAUGAAGUUGUUAAUGAAAAAAAUUCAUCAAUCAAUGCAAUAUCAAAAUCGCAAAAGAUAGCGUAAGUAAUAUUUUUUGGAUUUUUUUUUUUUUUUUUCGGAAGAAAUACGAUAUCUCUGAUUAAUCUUCUUCUUCCUAACUCUCUUGAGUAUGCUUCACUUGUUUCAACGUUUCAUUCGUUUUUUUAUUUCUAUAUAUAAUCAGUCACGAACGAAAUUAUUAUAGAAAUUCCUUCGAAGAAUGCGAAGAAAAAUUUAUUUACGAUGAUUUAGAAUAACAAUGAUUCCCAUAUUGAUAAAGAAAGAUAUAUAGUUACCAUCGCAUGUGCUUUUCUGGCAGAGAGGAUAUUUAUAAAUUCCAAAAUUUCUUCUUACAACAUAUAUCCCUACUGCUUCCAAAACUUCUCGAAAAUCGCAUCUCUUCGAUCACCUGUUCAUUUCCAAAAAAUAUUAAAAAUCCAGCGUCAAAGAAACUCACCCCGAUAUAUUCCGAUUCCAUUCUCCUCCACGGUAUUCAACCCGGUGCAUUCCUCCAAUUAUUUCCAUCUUUCUCGCUCCACGAUGACAAAGCUAGAACCUCCCCCCCUUUAUUUCUCCUCCUCUCUCUCUCUCUCUCGAAUUCUUCUCUUUGUCCGGUCAUCGGUGACACAUCCAGUGGCGGAAGGAAGGAGAAAGGAAGAAAUGAAAAGAGAACAGAAACGAGGAAAAAAAGCGAGAAACAAAGGGGGAGGGAGGGGAGAGGGAGGUGGGGGUAAAAGACGGUGAUGAUGACGGGGCGGGAAGGGGGUGGGAUGGUAGUGGACGUGGUGUUUUUUAAAUUGGACGUGGAAAAGCGAGAGGGAUCGAUAGGGUGAGAGGAUGGGAGAGGGGGGGAGGGGGUUAACAGAGGGGAGGGAGAGUGUGCAUCAAACGCGGUCGCGGCUUUCAGAAAAUAAUUAAAAAUAAUUGAAAAACACAGCGUGUCGCCGCGCCACAGCGGAACCAUUGUGCUUUGCUCGCUGCACAAUUUCCUUGCCUUUCUGCCGCGAACCGUCGCGCGCUUUUCCUUUCCUCCUCCUCCUCCUCCUCCUCCUCCUCCUCCUCCUCCUCCUCCCUCCUCCUGCUCCUGCUCCGUCAACCCUCCUGGUUUCCACGGUGCUGGUAAUCCCGCGAAAACAAAAACCGAAUUGUCGGACUUCCCCUCCCCUCCCUCCUCCUCCUCCCCUCCCCUCCCUCCUUCCCCUCCCCCAAAGUGGAAAAAAGCUCGUGUAACUAACGAGAACCAGCUCGGUUCUUCCCGGUUUCGAGUACUCUUCCGCCUUCGAAUUCUAUGUUUCUCUCUUUCUCUCUCUCUCUCUCUCCUUCUCUCUCUUUUCUUCACGAGCACGGGUGAUUAAUCGGGGUGGGAUCGAUGGGAAGGAAUCGACCUCGGAUGCGCCCUUGUCGAAGGACUUGGCGAUCAUCGUGCUCCUUCUUCGUCUCUUCUUGCCUGCGGUUUCCCGGAGUUCUUCUGUUCUGGGAGCUUCUUUAGUUCGAUUAGUUUUGUCGCCACCUCGAAUCGUUUUCUUCGAGGAUGGAUGGAGUAACUGGAUCGUCGAAUUGACGAAUUUUAGAUUUUUUUUUUUUUUUUCUUCUUUCUUUGGUUAUUUGUUUUUUUUUUUGUAAAUAACGGGAAUAUGCUUUUGUUUUUUUGCAUUUCUUUUUUUUUUUUUUUCCUUUUUUUACAUCUAUGCACAUCGCGAGAUCGAUUUUUUUUUUUUUUUAACGCGCACACACGUGUGUCGAUUUGUUUUCGUUACGUUACUUUGAUUGGUUUCGUGUAUGGAAUUCACGAAAGAUUUGAAACUUGUUGUUAAUAAUAAAAUUUACGUUGAUUUUUAAGAAAAUGGAUUAUUUUCAAUAUAUUAUUUUUUAGAAUCGUAUACAAAAUAAUAGGAAGUCUAUCAUCGUGAAACCAUACUCAUUAAUCAGGCACAAUUACAUUUUAUCUGUCUAAGAAGAAUUUCUUAUCUAUGGUGAUUACAUUUCAUAUAUCAUUUCACCAUAGCAAAAGACUUAAUACCUUCUUCUCAAGUGAGACGAAUUAACAACAAAAUUUAUAUUUAUUUUAUUUUUAUAUUUUAUAUUUCAGAAAAGUACUGAAUACUUAUUUUCAUUGUAUUAUUUUUAAUCAAAAUAAUAAAAGAUCCAUCAUCCUGAAACUAUAGUAGAUUUUUAACAUUGCUAUAAAUAUAGUCUAAAAGGAGUUUCUUAUUUCGAUUACAUUUCAUGAUGCACUCCACCCCAUGACAAAAGACUUGACAUCUUCUCCUCAAGUGAGGCAAAUUAACACUACUCGAAGUGUUGAAUCCAAUCAAAAUUUCAAGUCUCUAGCAGAUCCAGAAUCCUCCACAACCUCGAAGAAGGUAUUACCACCUAUCGUCGUGGUCUUUGAUCGAUUAAUUCGGAAAAUUAAAUUCAGUUGGUGAAAUAGUUCCGUCCUGCAACAGUGAAGAGUUCAAUCGAGUGAAGAAAGAAGGAAAAAUCGUUUGGAGGUCUUUGUUGCGCUGCAAAUGAGACGCUAGUAAACGAUAGUCGAGAGUGAAAUGGAACUUCCGGCGAGAAGAUUCCUCGUGAUCCUUUUACUCCUGCUGGCACUGGUACAGGCGAGUCUUGGCCAGAAGCAGAGGAGAUCUUAUCGUCAACGGAACAGAGCUUGCACCGCGUCGCAAUUCAAAUGCAGGAACGAGCAGUGCGUUGACAGCAGCGCACGGUGCAAUGGCGUGAACGAUUGUUUAGAUCGUUCUGACGAGUUAAAUUGCCCUUGCGGAAAGGACCAAUUCGAAUGCACCCCGGGCGUUUGCAUAUCCAACUCGAAACAAUGCGAUGGCGUCAUGGAUUGUAACAAUGGAAAGGAUGAAGAAAAUUGUCGGAAAAUAAUUCGAUGUCGGUCAGACGAGUUUGAGUGCUUAGACGGAAGUUGCGUGAGCCAAACCGCGAGAUGCGACGGAAGAUCCGAUUGCAGAGAUCGUUCUGACGAAUACAAUUGCACCGUGACCACCUGCAGCGGAGAUCAAUUCAGGUGUCUGGACGGUACCUGUAUCAGCAUCGACAAAAGGUGUAAUCACAACAUAGACUGUCGCAAUGGGGAGGACGAGAAGCAGUGUGGUUGCGGAGCGACCGAGUUUCGCUGCACGGAUGGACGAUGCAUCGGUUACGAGUUGCAGUGCAACGGGGUGGAGGAGUGCUCAGACGGCUCUGACGAGAGGGACUGCGGCCAGCCGUGGCCGGGCGGUGCAACCGAGAGCCCGAGGGAAUGCGAUCCGAGCAAGGAAAUGCGUUGCGACGACGGACAAUGCAUUCUGCUUCGACGCAAAUGCGACAAUAUCUUCGACUGCCUCGACGGCAGUGACGAGCGUGGUUGUGGUGUCUGCUCACCUGCCGAAUGGAAAUGUGCCAGUGGUGAAUGCAUAGCGGAAAUCGAGAGAUGCGACAAUGUUAUCCACUGUGCUGACGGAUCUGACGAAUCUGGAUGCGUAAGUGAAUGCCCAGCUGGAAUGUUUCGAUGCAACGACGGAUUGUGCCUGGACAAUAAGAGACGUUGCGAUGGUCGACCACAAUGUUCGGACGGCUCGGACGAAAUCAACUGCCAAUGUCCCGAUGGUCAGUUACCAUGUGACAACAAAGUGUGCAUCAACAAAAACUUCUUCUGCGAUAACAACAUCGAUUGUCACGAUGGGAGCGACGAACGCGAUUGCAAUAAUGGUGUGACUCAACCACCAAGAUGUCGCGAGGACGAGUUUACUUGUCGCGAUGGAACCUGCAUUCCGCAAUCAGCUGUCUGCGACGAACGAGCCGACUGCCCUUACGCAGACGACGAGGCCAACUGUCUUCAAGGCUGUGGCAAAGAUCAAUUCCAAUGCGCAGAUGGAAAUUGCAUUAGGAUUGAGGAUCAAUGCAAUGGUUAUAUUAAUUGUGUUGAUGGAUCUGAUGAAGAUGAUUGUGAUCAUGUUGGUUCCCAUCCAAUGCCUGGUCGUUGUCCAGCUGGUUUCAUUAUGUGCAUUAGAGACAAGGAUUGUGUACCUCAAUCUUCUGUCUGUAAUGGAAUACCAGAAUGUAGAGAUAGAUCUGAUGAAGAAUAUUGUACCACAGAACCAUCCAGCCUUAGCUUGAAGACCUAUCCAAGUGAGCAAGUGAUUAAAGAAAAUCCGGCGAAGCAAGGUCGCGAAGUUGUGUUUCAAUGUCGCGACGAAGGUCCUCUUCGGGCUAAAGUACGUUGGCUACGAGGAAAUAAUCUUCCUCUGCCACCUGGAAGUCGAGAUAUCAAUGGACGUCUGGAAAUUCCAAAUAUCCAAUUGAAUCAUUCGGGAUCAUACAUUUGCGAGGCUGUUGAUUAUCCUUUAUCCAUUCCUGGCCAACAAGUUAGCGUAUAUCUUACUGUAGAAAAAUUCGACCCACCAGCAACAAGCAGACCUCAUGUGUGUCAAUAUGAUGAAGCUACUUGUAGCAACGGUGAAUGUAUUCCUAAGUCAUAUGUAUGCAAUGAUAGAUUAGACUGUACCGAUGGUUCUGAUGAAAUGCGUUGCAGUCCACACGGUUGCGAACCCAAUCAAUUCCGUUGCAAUAAUACUCAGUGUGUAAGUAAACUAUGGCGUUGUGACGGUGACAAAGAUUGUGCCGAUGGCAGCGAUGAAGAAAAUUGUGCCCCGAACAAACCAGGCUCUCCCUGUCGCUUUACAGAAUUUGCUUGUAGCAGUAAUAACCAAUGUAUACCUAAAAGUUAUCAUUGCGAUAUGGAAAAGGAUUGUUUAGAUGCUAGCGAUGAAAUAGGAUGUUCUCCAGUUUUUAUAGUGAAGCCACCUGUCCCUAUGAUUACAUUGAAUGUAGGGGAAGUUUUAACAAUCACCUGUACAGCAAUUGGUGUGCCUACUCCUGAAAUCAAUUGGCGUCUUAAUUGGGGCCAUGUCCCUCCCAAAUGUACCAUGACAUCUAUAAAUGGAACUGGAACACUCACAUGUCCUAACAUUCAACCAGAAGAUCAAGGAGCUUAUUCUUGUGAAGGAUUGAACAAUGCUGGUUUUGUAUUCGCCAUACCUGACGCUAUCGUCAUGGUAAAUAAGUCUAUUAGAGAUAUUUGUCCUAAAGGAAUGUUCAAUUCUGAAGCCAGAAAUCCAGACGAGUGCAUUUCCUGUUUCUGUUUCGGUGUCGCUACUGAAUGUCAUAGUGCCAAUCUCUUCACUUAUCAUAUUCCUCCACCAAUGGAUCGUCACAAUAUCAUAGAAGUCAAAUUUCAACCAAACGUUCAAAUUCUAAAUGAUAUCACUGGACAGAUCUCAGUCCUGAGAAGUAUAGAUCGAAAUGGUGUACAAUUAUAUCAAUCAGAGUUAUCGAGCACCGAUACGGAACUUCCUUACUUCGCCUUACCUGAGACUUAUUAUGGGAAUCAAUUGAAAUCCUAUGGUGGUUAUCUGAAAUACAGAGUACGUUUUAAUGGAACUGGUAUAGCAAAUUCUGCACCAUCAGUUAUUCUAAGCGGGAACAAUUAUCGUCUAGUGCAUAGAGGAAAGCAAUUAAUACCGAAUUACGAUAACGAGGAGAUUGUCAGAUUUUUUCAAGGCGAGUGGUAUAAACAACAAGGAUGGAAUGAAAUUCCUGCUACAAGAGAAGAUAUCAUGAUGACACUAGAAAAUGUGGACAAUAUUCUGAUUAAAGCACAGUAUGAUAAUUCUCCAUACUUGGAUAUUCGAAUUACUAAUAUAGUGAUGGACACAGCUGAUGUAAGAAAUACUGGACUUGGAUCAGCAUCUUAUGUUGAAGAAUGUGAAUGUCCUUCAGGAUAUAGUGGUUUGUCAUGCGAGCAGUGUGCACCUGGAUAUUUAAGACGACAGUCUGGUCCUUGGCUUGGACAAUGUUACAGAGAUGAACCACCAUGUUCUUCAGGAUAUUAUGGAGAUCCUUCGAGAAACAUUCCUUGUCAAAUGUGUCCUUGUCCACUCACCAAUCCAUCUAAUCAAUUUGCACGUACUUGUCAGCUUGGCUCAGAUGGUCAGCCUACCUGCAAUUGUCCACCAGGAUAUAUAGGUCGUAGGUGUGAACAAUGUGAUGUAGGAUACCAAGGAAAUCCCCUUAUUCCAGGAGAUAUGUGUGUUCCCAUAUCUCGUUGCGAUCCUGAUGGUAGCCUAAGUUUAGUUGCAGAUCCUAUCACUGGAAGAUGUCGGUGCAAGUUAUAUGCCACGGGUCUUACUUGCAAUCAAUGCAAGGCAAACACAUUCAAUUUGGCAACGAAAAAUCAGUUUGGUUGUAUCAGCUGCUUUUGCAUGGGCAUUACUAAUAAAUGCGUUUCCUCCAAUUGGUAUAGAAAUGAUAUUCGAGUUUCUUUUACUAAUUCUAUCAGAGAUUUCUCUCUUAUUGAAUCUAAAAGUUCAGACACUUUACCAAUUGUAAAUGGUAUUCGUCUAGACGCAGUUAAUCGUGAAAUUAUCUAUAGUGAUUUCCCUAAUCGCGGAAACAAUGAUGUUUAUUAUUGGCAAUUACCAAGUAUCUUUUUAGGCAAUCAAAUUACUUCGUAUGGCGGAAAUCUCAAGUAUACUGUUCGUUAUGUACCAUCACCAGGUGGUCAGAGCUCAAAAAAUAAUGCUGCUGACGUUGAAUUAAUUAGUGCCAAUGAUAUCAACCUGUUAUAUUUCUCUCGAGAGUUUCCCGAACCAAACACUCCACAAACAUUUAUUGUUCCUCUCUUAGAACAAUAUUGGCAACGCAAUGAUGGAACACAAGCUGACAGAGAACAUUUACUAAUGGCCCUUGCUGAUGUUCGUGCAAUUAAAAUCAAGGCCACGUAUACUACUCAUACCGAUGAGGCUGCCUUAUCGCUAGUAUCCCUAGAUACAGCCGAAAAAUACAAUACAGGAAAACCUAGAGCGGUGGAAGUAGAAGAAUGCACUUGUCCAGUCGGUUAUAAAGGAUUAUCUUGCGAGGAUUGCGAUGUUGGCUAUACUAGAGCAAGCGAAGGCCUCUAUUUAGGUAUUUGUGAACCUUGCAAUUGCAAUGGUCAUUCCAACCAAUGCAAUCCUGAUACUGGAGUAUGUGAGAACUGUGCUCAUCAUACCACUGGUGAUUUUUGUGAUAUUUGCGAGAGCGGAUAUGAGGGUGAUGCAACUCGAGGAACUCCUUAUGAUUGUACCUAUAGUACAGAACGACCUUGUAUGUGUAACGAACUUGGUUCACGCAGUAGUGUAUGCAUCGGAAAUACAUGUGACUGUAAACGGAACGUUGAAGGAUCUCAAUGUAAUAGGUGUCGUUCAGGUACAUUUGGACUAUCUGCGGAAAAUCCAAAUGGAUGCAACGAAUGUUACUGUAGUGGAUUAACUGAUCAAUGUCAUGAGAGUUCUCUGUAUGUUCAGCAAAUACCUAUGUGGGUCUAUGACAACCAACACGGUUUCACUUUAACAGAUUCGUCGAGACAAGAAAUCAUAGAUGAUGGUUUUGAAUUAAAUUUUGCUACAAACGAAAUAGGAUAUCGUUAUCCAGAUAGCAGAGGACGCAGACUAUUCUGGUCUUUGCCAGCUAUUUUCACUGGCAAUAAAGUCAAAAGUUAUGGUGGCAAUCUAACAUUAACUCAACACAUUACUGCUUAUUCUGGUGCUCAAAGUUAUAAAGAUCAAGAUAUUAUACUAAUUGGAAAUGGGAUUACUUUAUUUUGGACAAAUCCUACUGAAAUUCAACCUGAUAUACCAUUGACUUAUUCGGUACCAUUUAGAGAAUCGGAAUGGAAACGUUUGACUACCGAAGGACCUCAUGUUACAUCGAGAAUCGAUCUGAUGACAGUGCUAUCUAAUUUAGAAGCAAUUUUGGUUCGUGCAACGCAUAGUGAAUGGAUGACAGCUACUUAUAUUAGCGACAUAAGUCUGGAUACAGCCGUAGAGCAUCAAACUGGUAAUAAGAGAGCGAUUCAAGUGGAAGUUUGUCGCUGUCCUACUGGUUAUGUAGGAACAUCCUGUGAAUCCUGUGCCAGAGGUUAUUAUAGAGAUACUAAUGAUCGAUCCAUCAGCUACUUGGGAUCCUGUAUUCUAUGCCCUUGCAACAACAAUGAGGAAAGCUGUGAGAUAACACGAAUAGGUCAAGUGAAGUGUCAUUGUCAACCAGGAUAUGUGGGCCAGUAUUGUCAAGAUACUGGUGAACUGAUGGUAAGUCUAACGCCAAUGACGGGUGAAGUAAAGGCAAACUCGUGGGUUCUGUUCACAUGCAGUUACAAGUUCUCAAACCCGUUGUAUAUUUCUUUUACAAUGAGUCCAUGUGAUGGCUAUCCUGUAACCGCGACUGCCUUCGAGCCGGAAUCUCUCAAAACAACAACAAACGGAUCGUUGAGGACUUGGUAUGUUUACGUCCGGCAACAUCCUUUCAAUGUGGAAUGCUGUAUCUCGGAUCUGAACGGGAAAGAGUUAAUCAAAGUUGUGUCGACAGUCUUACCAGAAGGUACUACUACAUCAACUACUACAUAUCCUACUUUAACUCCACCAAAGAUUUUGAUUUAUAUUAGAGGACCAGAGUUCCAAAUAAUUGAAACAGGAAGCACUGUUAGAUAUCAUUGUUCUGGAACAUCUGUAGAUAAUGGAUCUUUGUAUAUCAAAUGGGAGAAAGAAGGUGGUCAGUUACCGCCAGGAAGAAGUGUAGAUGAUAAUCAUGGAUUACUAGUUAUUCGAGACGUGAAAGUAUCUGAUAGCGGUAUUUAUGUUUGUCAAGUCAGUGAUGGAGUACACAUUGGUUAUAAAAAUGUUACCCUCACUGUUGGAGCUGCACCAAGAACUAUUGUCAUACCUCCAUCUCUACAAGUAGUAGAGGGACAUUCUGCGGAAUUCCGUUGCGAAGCCAGCGGAAAUCCACCGCCACAAAUUGAAUGGAUUCGUGUUCAUGGUCCCAUGAAUCCAGAAGUCAUAGUUUACAAUGGAGCAUGGAUCUUAAAAGCUGUCUCGAAAAGUGAUGCCGCUGAAUAUAAAUGCGUAGCAAGAAAUAAUAUUGGCAUAGAUGAAAAAACCGUUAUUCUCUACGUUGAAGAUAAUCUUGAAACUCCACCAUCACACUCAAUACCACCUACCAUAACUCCUCCACAAUGGAUUGGAUCAGUUGGAGAUACAAUCGUGAUAACUUGCAUCCCAUCUCUAGACGCUAAUGUUACUUGGACCCGAGAAAGAAAUAUUCCAUUGCCUCCUACAGCUAAUCAACGCGAUGGUAUUUUAACAAUUGUAAAUCCAACCACGUACGAUUCUGGUAUCUACGUAUGCACUGCAAUCAGUUAUAUAGGAACAGUAGCUCAUAAAACUAUCAACAUAACAGUAAUACCUAGAAGACCUUUGCCAACUGUUAAAGUAACACCUGAAAAACAGACUGUUCCUCAAGGCAGUAUAGCUGAAAUAAAAUGUUUCACAACUGGAGAACCUGAUGUACAAGUAAAAUGGAGUAAAUAUAUUGAACAAAUGAGUCCUAAUGUGCAACAAAUUGGAGAUACUUUGAGAAUUGCUAACAUCCAGAUUGCUGACCGUGGUGUCUACGUCUGUCGAGUCACGGGACCAAGUGGAAAUCACGAAGCUAGCGCUAUCAUUGAAGUUGAACCGAGAGAACCUCCAUUGGUAGAGAUUUAUCCCAAAAACGUCCCUCCAGUUACUUUGGGUGGAUCCACAGAUCUUCAAUGUCGAGCAAUCGCUGGAAUUCCUAUACCAGUGCUACAAUGGUCUCAUGAAGAUGGUCGACCAUUCGCUCCUAAUAUUAAACAACUUCCUGGAGGUGUUUUAAGGCUUUCCAAUAUCACAACUAAUGAUGGGGGUUCUUAUGUUUGUUCUGCUGUCAAUUCCGUUGAUUCAAAUUCUGCAAAUGUAUAUAUAGAAGUUCAAUCUGUGCCUGUCAUCUUAAUAACACCUAAAUCUGGAAUUUUAACCGUGAAACCUGGAGAUAGAGUACGACUAGUUUGUAGCGCAACCGGAUAUCCGCAACCUACAGUCGCUUGGAGUAAACACAUGAAUGUAGUACCUCUUGGUACAACAAACGAAGUAAUUGAUACCCCUCAAAAAGCUGUUUAUGAAAUAUAUUCCGCAUCUCCGAAUGAUGAAGGUUCGUAUACCUGUCACGCAAAUAACGCAGCAGGAAUUGUCGAAGAACGCGUCUAUAUCAGAGUAGAGGAUUCAGAGGUUUACCCACCUUGCAGAGGCGAUGUUCCCUGUCCUGAUACUACAAGCGAUGAUUCCAUACCAAAAGAUUAUCUUAGAAUUCCCAAUGGUGGCAAAGUAGAAAUGCGUUGCCAUGUGCAUGAUAAUGAUGGAAAUCAUAUUUAUUUAGAUUGGAAGAGAACAGACCAUAGAGCUUUGCCAAAUGGUAGUUCUGUUCACAAUGGUGUACUAAUCAUUCCAGCUGUAGAUAAGAGCGCUGCAGGAGAAUAUGUUUGUUCUGGAAUGGAUCAAGCUGGCAAUCUUCUCUUUAAAGCUAAAUCUCAUCUUGAAGUAUUAUCUCCACCCAGGAUUGUAUUAAUUCCACCCAGACAAACUGUUCGUUCAGGAGAAAGUCCAUCAAUCGAAUGUCGUACAAGCGGAGAUGAACCUAUGAGUAUAGAAUGGAAUGCUAUCGGACGUUCCCUACCUUAUUCAGUGACACAUAAUCGUGGACUUCUCCAAUUCCAUGGAAUCACUUAUUCUGAUGCCGGAAAAUAUGUCUGUAAAGCUACUAACGAUGCAGGAACUGCUGAAGCUGUCGCUGAAGUUUUGGUGAAUGAACAUCCUUAUGAAAAUACAGAAGUGAAAGCUGCCCAAAGAGACAUUGUCACUUACGUAGGACAACCUGUGCGUUUACGAUGCAUGGUUAGAGAAAGAGCUACUAUACACUGGGUCAGAGAUGGACAACCAUUGCCAUCUAAUGUCAGAAUAGAAGAGGAUUAUUUAGAACUACCUAGAGUAAGACCAGAAGACAGUGGAAGAUAUAUCUGCCAAAUACAAACUUCUCAUGGAGUCUCCAGUGACUAUAUUAAUUUAAACGUUUCGCAUUGCAUGCGUGUGAACCAAACGCAGUGCAGGCAAAACAAUUGUAUGUGCGGCAUUCAAGGAUGCUUUCUAUUGGAUUACUAUUGCAACGUCAAUCCUCUCUUCUCUGGUGAUAACCGCUACUUCAACAGCAAACGGUGGAUUCACCACUAUCUUCAAAAUCGAGGCGCUACUCCGAUACCUGCAGUCAGUGUGGAAGUCUCUCAGGAUCCAGUGAAUAUCGGAGAUACCAUUGAUAUACGUUGUGCAUGUUCUGGAACUCAUAAUCCACGUUAUCAUUGGUCUAGACCUAAUCAUCUCAGUCUACCAGAAAAUGCUCAAGAAUAUGGAAAUAUUUUGAGAUUAUCUAACGUGGCUGUUAGCGACAGUGGAUUAUAUAGAUGUACUGCUGAUACUCCUGAAGGUGUUUUCAAACAAGAUUUCAAUCUUGUUGUACAUGGUGGAAAUAAUGACGCACCAGCAAUUGAAACCAAAUAUGCUCCUUAUGGAUCUAGCCUAGAAAUGGAUUGCCGUCCUAAUAUUGACCCACCAAUGAAAUUUCAUUGGAGUAAAUUGGGAGGUUUUCUGCCAUCUGAUGCUCAGAUUUUCGAGAGUAAAUUGAAGCUAAUCAAUGUCAAAGCAGAGGAUGCAGGAACCUAUAUCUGCAGUGUAAAUAACAAUCAUGAAAAUAUAGAAAUACCUACAGUGCUUGUGGUAACAGGAGUUGUUCCAUAUUUCAGUCAGGCUCCUCGAAGUUUUAUUGCUUUAUCUCCAUUACGUGAUUCUUAUCUAAAAUUCAAUAUCGAAAUCUCUUUCAAACCUCAAAAUUAUGAUGGUAUAAUCUUGUAUAAUGAUGAAUCCAGUAGUGGAAAUGGUGAUUUUGUUUUAUUAUCACUUGUUAGAGGCUAUCCACAAUUCAGCUUCAAUCUCGGUUCUGGACCAGCUAUCAUUCGGGCGGAUAAAUCUGUAACACUUGGAGAAUGGCAUACCAUAAAACUUCAACGUAAUAGAAAAGAAGGAACUAUGUUAGUUGAUGGUGAAGGUCCUUACAAAGGUGUCGCAGUUGGCAAAAAGCAAGGAUUAGACUUGAAAGCGCUAUUGUUUAUCGGUGGAGUUCCCAGUGAUAAUAUAAUAACUCAAUAUGCAGAAAUCAAUAGUGGUUUUGUUGGCUGCAUCAGCAGAUUGGUAAUUGGAGAGAAAGAAAUUGAUUUGAUUGGUGAUCAAACCGAUAGUGUUGGAAUCACUAAUUGUGAAACUUGUGCUGAAAAUCCUUGCAACAAUGGUGGUGUAUGUCAAGAAGCUGCUACAAAAAAUGGAUACCUUUGUCUAUGUCGUGCUGGCUAUAGUGGAAAACAUUGUGACUAUGUUGGCCAGUCCUGUUAUCCAGGUGCUUGUGGUGAAGGCAAUUGCGUAAACAAGGAAACUGGCUUCGAAUGUUAUUGUCCUCCCGGAAGAACUGGCCCUCGUUGUGAGAACUCGAUAAAAAUCUACGAACCAGCCUUCCAUGACGAUAAAUCCUUUAUAGCACAUGAAACGCCAAAAGCUCUCAGACGGGCGAGAAUGAACCCGAUCAAAACAUACGGUCGAUUAAGAGCACGCAACGCACAAGUUAGAAAGCCACGAUCAAGGCCACAUCACCACAAUAAGCUGCACCACACGAAACAUUAGUCCUUUUUUCACAAUCAAAUUUUUUCGAUGCACAUAAUGAUAGAAAAAGAAAAAAGAAGGAAAAGUCAUUUAUUAUUAUUAAAUGUUUAUAGAAAACAUUAACUGCUAUUUAUAGUUGUCAGUCAGCAUAUAUGUAUAUUAUAUAUAUUUUUUUUAUGAAAAUUUUAUUUACAAUUAGAUUUUUUCUUUGUGUCUGCCUCAUACGUAUCAUAGAUAAUUAUGUUGAAGCCUGUAUAGUGAGUAGUUCCUUGGAAUGAACCUCAUGGUGCUGUAAUAUUAGAAUAUCAAUAUAUUUACGUUAUUCUCAUAUAUUAACUUUUUACGGAUCCAAUUAAUCUUUUUUAUAGUAAUAAUAUCAUAAAAAUUUUUUAUUAUUAAAGAAAGCUCUCUUUUUAUUAAGAUAGCUUUUAGAUUAUUGCCUGGAUGGACCGUAAAGAGUUCUCUGUACAGCUUCUUAAAUAGUAUAUUUUAACGCAUUGUAUUAGUUAUUUUAAUUAUUGUUUAAAAUAAACCAUUAAUAAGGUCACUGCCAAACGAGAAUUGCAUUUUACAGUAAUAUCAAGAGCUUAUUAAAACAAUUAUUAGUGUUGUGGCAUUGACUUGUGUAUUAAACACACACGCAACACACACACACCUCAAAUCAGGCACAUCUUAAAAUGUUUGUACUUAUUUUGUAAAAACCUAUUUGGUAUAUGUGCCAUAAGUGGUGUGUUUCUAGGGCCAGAAUGACCGUUUAUAUGUAUUCGACGGGCUUCGAACGAUGCUAUAAGUAUAAAUAUAUGUCUUGAGAUGCAAAUAAAAAUUGAUUUAACAGGA